UUGUUCCAGAAAAGCGAUUGUACAUUCUAGUGUUUUCCCAUGAAAAGACAUUUGCAACUGCCAACGCGGCAUCACCCGAUAUUAACUUUUACAUUCACCCUACGGUUAUUGUUGAACGCAUGGCAAAAUCACUCCUUGAGCGCAAGUUUGUCCUUCUAUUUGGCCACCGGCAAAGUGGCAAGACAACAAUUGCACACUCCACAGUGUCAUAUCUGCAAAAUAUUUCGCAAAAUCACCAAGUUCCUGGUUAUGAACAAACUGGUUUUGAGGUAUAUUACAUAUCUUUCCAAAGUGGUAUUGAAUUUGGGAACACAUCACGAUUCUGGUGGUCACUAUGUGCAACACUGAUGGCAAAGAACAACUCACGGUUCAAAUUCGAGAAUGCCAGCCGAAGUGCAUCAUCAGCCACAUUCUUGUCAUUCUUUUCAAAGUGUCCGAAAAGUCAACAAAAACCUGUGAUGCUCAUUAUUGAUGAAGCUUCUAUGUUGUAUGAGAUCAAAGACACCCCUGGUGGAAUUGUCGACCAGUUCAUUGGCACAUUACGGGCCAUCAAAGAUGACAUUACAGGUUGCUGUCUACACUCUAUUGCUCUUGUGGGUACUGAGUCAGUAAGAGAUGUUCUGAUCAGCCGACAAGUAAAAGGUCAAUCAAUUUAUUCACCAUUUUCUGAGGAGGAAUCUUACCAGUCAUCUCGUUUUUCUCAAAAUGAAGUCCAGGAUCUUUUGAACCAAUUUGUAUCUGUCAAAAAAAUUGAUCUCGAUGUUGAUGAAAUUGCUAAUGACAUCUAUGAACUCACCCUUGGUCACAAAGGGCUUGUUGGUAUUUGUGGAAACUUUAUUGAGAAUACACUAUUGGAGCACAGCCGUACAGUGUCAUUCCAGGACUGGAAUAAAAAUGCAACUAAACUGAGAACGUUU
Molecule: messenger RNA, 917 nt
Organism: Paraglomus brasilianum
Lineage: Eukaryota; Fungi; Glomeromycota; Glomeromycetes; Paraglomerales; Paraglomeraceae
Source: the annotation of a GenBank genome assembly